Molecule: messenger RNA, 337 nt
Organism: Drosophila mauritiana
Lineage: Eukaryota; Metazoa; Arthropoda; Insecta; Diptera; Drosophilidae
Product: COX assembly mitochondrial protein 2 homolog
Exons: 2
Coding region: 83-325 (80 amino acids)
Cellular component (GO): mitochondrion
Source: RefSeq, a predicted model, not a curated record
GUUAAAAUUACCUAACAAAAUUUGACAACACACGCGAAUCAGGAAAGUGGAAAGCAAUAAACCCGGCCGGAAUCAGGAGAAAAUGCAUACGGAUCUUUCCUCACAUCUGCACACGCCCGCUUGCAACAAGUUGAUCGAGGAACUUCAGGCCUGCCACGAAAAUAACGCCUUCGCAAAAUUUGUGGGCGUGUGCAACUCCAUUGACGACAAGGUGGUCAAGUGCCUAAAAGGCGAGAGAAUCGCCCGAUCCGCCGCUAAUCGCGCCAAAGCCCGUGAACGUCAGGCGAAGUACAAGGAAAAGUUGCUCCAGCAGGAAAGUAACUAAAGGAAAGAAAUC